Molecule: messenger RNA, 1155 nt
Organism: Babjeviella inositovora NRRL Y-12698
Lineage: Eukaryota; Fungi; Ascomycota; Pichiomycetes; Serinales
Product: [Histone H3]-lysine-36 demethylase
Exons: 1
Biological process (GO): regulation of transcription by RNA polymerase II; protein demethylation
Molecular function (GO): histone demethylase activity; transcription coregulator activity
Source: RefSeq, a predicted model, not a curated record
CUCGAAGAAUGUCCAUUAUGCUCUGAUGAGUCCCAGAAGAUACGAAUCAAUUGGAUCCAGUGCAAUAUCUGCGACCAGUGGUACCACAACCACUGCGUGCACCUCACCGCCCUGGAGGGAGACAGCAUCUCCGAAUAUCAUUGCUCGAAGUGUUUCGACGCAAACGGACCAUCGGUUUACAAGCGCAAAUCCAAGCGACAGAGGGUGCAGAUAGAUUAUGUCGCGCUCAAUGAAGGCAACGGGAACGUGCUAGCGCUUGACAAGUUCAACCACCCUCACAUCCUGAAGCUUUUGUCAUUUACAGGUACAGAUGCGGUCGUCACUCUACACGGGAAAACAUUCACCUCGGAUUACGCCAUGGUCACGGGUCUACCAACCCCGGUAUACAUCCCGCGAGCUAAACGCGAUGGACUUGGCCUUGAGGUACCGACCACGCUUACGGUGACAGAGGUGGUGGGGUUUAUUGGCGAAGACGCGCCGAUAGAGGUCAUGGAUGUGCUUACACAGAACGGGUGCCCCAACUGGACCGCUGGAAUGUGGCGAGAUUACUUUAAUUCCCCGUCGGAAGACCGGGACCGGAUCCGCAAUGUGAUCAGCUUGGAGAUAUCGCAGUUUCCCGAGUUGAGUUCCCGCGUGCAAAGGCCCCACUACGUGCAGACGCAGGACUUGGUUGACCGGGUGUGGGAUUUGACCAGUCCCGAUGAGGUGUUGUUCAAGGAAAGACCCCAAGUUACGAUGUAUUGUUUGAUGUCUGUGGCAAAGUCGUUUACAGACUUUCACGUCGAUUUUGGAGGAAGUUCUGUGUACUACACGGUAAUCAAGGGCCAGAAAACGUUUCUCAUGUACCCGCCUUCCACCACUAAUUUGAAGGCAUAUGAAACGUGGUGCUUGAGAGGGGACCAGAACCAAGUCUGGCUCGGCGACUUUGUCACUGGUGGUAUCAGGGUAGACUUGUAUGAGGGCGAUGCGUUUAUCAUCCCCUCUGGUUGGAUCCAUGCCGUUUACACACCCGUCGAUACCGUCGUCAUAGGGGGUAACUUCUUGACGAUAUUUAACAUCCCCCAGCAGGUCAAGCUAGCGCGCAUUGAACAAGCGACCAAAGUUCCCCGGAAAUUCACUUUUCCCCGCUUCCAAACCCUUCUCUGGUUGACGGCC